AUGCGAGCAUUGGGAGUUAAUUUAUCAAAAGUCGUCGUUCAUAUUGAUUUAAAAGGAUCUCCGCCGAAACUGUCUUAUCUUGAAUCAAUUUUUCCUCUAUUCAAGGACCUUGGUGUUAACGCGUUAUUGAUGGAGUACGAGGAUAUGUUUCCAUACAAAGGAAAAAUUGCAAAUUUAAGUUCUAAUAUAUGCUACAAGGAACACGAGCUCAGAAAAUUUAUCACAGCAGCUGGAAGAGCAGGUUUUGAAAUAAUUCCAUUGAUUCAGACAUUUGGGCAUUUGGAGCAUGCUCUGAAAUUACCUGAAUUUAAGCAUUUAAGAGAAGUCCCGUUGUAUCCCGAUUCAAUUUGUCCCAGUAAGAUGGAAAGUACAACUUUAAUUAAUGACAUGUUAAAACAGAUUGUCGUGUUCCACAGUAGUAUUUAUCCACUUAAACAUAUACACAUAGGUUUCGAUGAGGUGUUCCAUAUUAACAAAUGUGCACAAUGCCGUCUUUGGAAUCAGACAGACAUAGACAUUUAUUUUAAUCAUCUUCAAAAAGUAAAAGGUACUGUGAAGCUCUGGAGCCCCAACACGACGGUUUUAAUUUGGGACGAUAUGCUGCGCGGUAUCAAAUUGGAUGAUUUUGUCCAUAGAGAAUUAACCAAUACAGAGCCAGUGUACUGGGACUAUGCGCCCUCUUUACGCGUCUCACAUAACAACCUCUACAAGUAUCAUAAAAACUUUGAGAACAUCUGGAUAGCAUCAGCAUUCAAAGGUGCUGAGGGACGCACCGCUACUUUACCCAGUUUAAAAAAUCGUUUUAUAAAUCACGUGGAAUGGCUUAAAUUAAUUUUCCACUACAAAUUUGGUGGUGAAAAAAACAUAUACAAUUUUGAAGGAAUUAUUUUAACUGGAUGGUCUAGAUAUAGCCAUAUGGAUCCCUUAUGUGAAAUACUUCCAGUCGCAAUUCCUAGUCUAGUGCUGAAUCUGUUAAUGAUCAAAUAUUUUCAAGAAGGUCAAAUGGAAAAUGCUUAUUUACUAGAAACUUCCGAAAUUUUUAAUAGAUUCUUGAAGAACGAUUUCAUUAAACACUUACAAUGUGAGGACGACAUCAGUUUAGAAAAUUUUGAAACUUCUUCAUGUACAUUUAAAGGUCAUAAAAUUUAUAGCAUAUUAGAACAAUAUAUUUUUCAAAACGAUCAAAUAUUAGGCAAAGUCAAUGAUGUCAAGGAAGGGUUAUUUUCGUUAGAAUAUUACUAUAAGCUUAAUCAUUUGAAUAUGAAUGCAAUACUGCCAGAUAUAAAGUGGUGUAACGAAAGUCUUUUGGAUUUAUUUGCGACAGAAAACAGAAUAUUUAAUUUAAUGCUUCAGUAUUACGACGUGGUCGUAGUUCAAGAAUAUGUAAAUUAUAAGUUUUACGAAGGGAAAAAGAAACUCAUCGGCUUAUUGAAACUUUUAAAGCGUUAUUAUUCCAUUCAUACAUGGUAUAGAAAUCCACCUCAACGGUAUAAAUUUUACAUCAGUUAG
Messenger RNA from Parnassius apollo (apollo), 1509 nucleotides. NCBI's taxonomy places the organism in Eukaryota, Metazoa, Arthropoda, Insecta, Lepidoptera, Papilionidae. The record is from the annotation of a GenBank genome assembly.